AUGUCUUCUGCAGCUCCGAGCCGCGAGGUGCUGGAGCGCCUUCGCUCCAAGGAGGAGCAGCUUUUCCUCAAAUGGAAUGUCGUGAUGAAACCCAGCGAGCUUCUGCGUGACAUUACUGCAAACCGUGAGAAUGCCCGUUCCCUCUUUCACGGUGUGAGACGCCAAGUCAGGGCCGUCCGCCGUCGUUCACAAGCCUCCCGUGAUGGCCAGGUCACAAUCUUUGACUUGGUUUUGGUUCGCCUCUUUGAGACUGGACACACCAUGCAGGACUAUGGACUCCUCGAGUUCUACCUCGCCGAAUUCCUGGGAACCAAAGACUGUGUCUCAACUGCCGAUGCAAACCGCAUCGUCGCUGCCCACCUUGCUGCUCAGCGUAUCCUGGACGAUGGUCCUAUCGAUGAGCUUCCCACCGUGAGGACUGCCAAUAUGCAAGACCAGGAGCAUGAGAGCACCCAGCAAAGUAUCUCUACCCGCUACUCUGAGGAAGCUAAGCCACCUUACCUCGACAAUUUGAUCAGAGUCUACGAGCGAGCCAAGGAUGACAACUACAAGGUCGGCGCUACCCACAGCCACAACGAACGUUCCAACAAUGUCCGCUUUCUCCGUGACACCGCCGAGAAUCUUCUCCGCUACCUUGAGGCCUUCAACCAGGAGCACGAGCUCAUUCCAGAGCUCGCCGAUAUCAUUAAGAGCAGCCAGGCCCGUGCCGAGGAGCUUGCCGGUGGCCGCAAACGCAAGUUCGAGCAUGAACGACGAUCACCCUCUAUGAGCCCUUGGCGUAACACUGGAUAUACCUAUGAGUACGACCACCGCACUGGCCGUGGCGGAUACGCCAAGGAUGGAUGGGACCACAGCCGUGUCUCUGAGAACUGGAACCGUGCCUUUGACUCUUACCGUCCCAGAUAUGCGCUGCACCGUCACUGA
Messenger RNA from Penicillium antarcticum, 924 nucleotides. RefSeq lists its product as uncharacterized. The coding region runs from base 1 to 924 and encodes 307 amino acids. The record is from RefSeq and is a predicted model, not a curated record. The transcript is spliced from 2 exons. NCBI's taxonomy places the organism in Eukaryota, Fungi, Ascomycota, Eurotiomycetes, Eurotiales, Aspergillaceae.